Molecule: messenger RNA, 598 nt
Organism: Sinocyclocheilus rhinocerous
Lineage: Eukaryota; Metazoa; Chordata; Actinopteri; Cypriniformes; Cyprinidae
Product: tyrosine-protein phosphatase non-receptor type 21-like
Exons: 3
Coding region: 269-598 (109 amino acids)
Cellular component (GO): cytoskeleton; cytoplasm
Molecular function (GO): protein tyrosine phosphatase activity
Source: RefSeq, a predicted model, not a curated record
AGGAGUGUGACCCGAGGAACCUCAAACAUGAGUCAAUCCCGAAACAACAAACUCCACCAAAUAUCGGAUUAUCAUCACAAACCUUAAUUCCUACUCCAGAAACUAUUCAUGCUAUACAUCGAGGAUAUAAUAAAUCAGAUAAUCCAGCAGGGACUCAUGUGUUUGUCUUGGGGAGCCCUGUAUAAUCCAGCACCCCUCCAUGGAUUAACCGCAGAGAAAAGCUGAAUCCAGUCAUUCUGCUCGAAGAGGGUCGCGGCACCGGUGCAACAUGCCCCUUCCGUUCGGAUUAAAGCUCAAGAGAACCAGAAGAUACACGGUGUCCAGCAAAAGCUGCCUGGUGACCCGCAUACAGCUGCUCAACGCUGAAUAUGUGGAGUUCACGCUUUCGGUGGAAAGCACGGGACAGGAAUGUCUGGAGGCAGUCGCACAGAGACUCGAGUUACGGGAGAUAACGUAUUUCAGCCUCUGGUACUGCAACAAACAAAACCAGCAGAGAUGGAUUGAUCUGGAGAAGCCGGAGAAGCCGCAGCUUGACAAGUACGGACUGGAGCCGACCGUUUACUUUGGGGUGGUGUUCUACGUGUCAUACGUGUCAUAG